Messenger RNA from Cuculus canorus (common cuckoo), 3727 nucleotides. RefSeq names its product mucolipin TRP cation channel 1 (gene MCOLN1). Gene Ontology annotation, molecular function: NAADP-sensitive calcium-release channel activity. The record is from RefSeq and is a predicted model, not a curated record. The transcript is spliced from 14 exons. Lineage: Eukaryota; Metazoa; Chordata; Aves; Cuculiformes; Cuculidae. Gene Ontology annotation, cellular component: lysosomal membrane; plasma membrane. Bases 82 to 1758 code for a protein of 558 amino acids.
GGCGUGGCCAAAGCAGCAAGUGGGCGGGAAGGCGUUGCCCCGUCCUGGUCACGUGACGCGGGCGGUGGCAGUCGCGCUGUCAUGGCGGCCGCCUCCGAAACGGAGCGGCUGCUGAGCCCCGGCCCCGCGUACGGGACGGCGGAGUGUCCGGUAGCGGCGGAGGAGGAGGAGCUGCGGCGCCGCCUCAAGUAUUUCUUUAUGAGCCCGUGCGAUAAAUACCGGGCGCGGGGGCGGCGGCCCGUCAAGCUCGGGCUGCAGCUCGCCAAGAUCCUGCUCGUCACCGUGCAGCUCAUCCUCUUUGGGCUCAGCAACCAGAUGGUGGUGACGUUCAAGGAGGAGAACACCGUUGCCUUCAAGCACCUCUUCCUCAAGAGCUACGUGGAUGGAGCCGACGAUUCCUACGCCGUCUACACGCAACGUGACCUCUACGACCACAUGUUCUACGCCGUGGAGAAGUACUUGGCCAUUCCCAACGAGACCAUUGGCCGCUACGCCUACGUGCGUGGGGACGCUGCCGGCAACCACUCAGCCCUCAUGUUGUGCCAGCAGUUCUACCGGAAAGGACGCAUCGAUCCGGCCAACGACACCUUCAACAUUGACCCCAAGAUUGUCACGGAGUGCCUGGGAGUGGAUCCGGAGGAGCCGCAGCCUCUUCCUCCGGAGUUGGACCGCAGCUACAAGAACUUCACCCUCAAAUUCCACAAACUCAUCAAUGUCACCAUCCAGUUCAGGCUCAAAGCCAUCAACAUCCAAACCAUCAUCAACAACGAGAUCCCCGACUGCUACACCUUCACCAUCACCAUCACGUUCGACAACAAAGCGCACAGCGGCCGCGUCAAAAUCCACUUGGACAACAAAGCCGACAUCAAGGAAUGCAAAGAUCCCAGCGUCUUCGGGAGAGGUGACAAUUCGUUCCGGCUCUUCUUUGAUGUCAUCGUCAUCCUCGUUUGCUCGCUUUCCUUCGUCCUCUGCGCCCGCUCCAUCAUCCGGGGCCUCAUGCUGCAGCACGAGUUCAGCCGCUUCUUCUGGCGCCGUUACAACCAGAGCGUGUGUCUGUCGGACCGUAUGGAGUUCCUCAACGGUUGGUACAUCCUCCUGGUCAUCAGCGAUGUCCUCACCGUUCUGGGCACCAUCAUGAAGAUCGGCAUCGAAUCCAAGAACUUCGCCAGCUAUGACGUCUGCAGCAUCCUGCUGGGCACCUCCACGCUGCUCGUCUGGGUCGGGGUCAUUCGUUAUCUCACCUUCUUCCAGAAGUACAACAUCCUCAUCGUCACGUUGCGAGUGGCUCUGCCCAACGUCAUCCGCUUCUGCUGCUGCGUGGCCGUCAUCUACCUCGGCUACUGCUUCUGCGGGUGGAUCGUCCUCGGCCCGUACCACGUCAAGUUCCGUUCCCUUUCCAUGGUGUCCGAGUGCCUCUUCUCCCUCAUCAACGGCGACGAUAUGUUCGUGACCUUCGCCGAGAUGCAGCAGAACAGCUACUUGGUUUGGCUCUUCAGUCAGGUCUACCUCUACACCUUCAUCAGCCUCUUCAUCUACAUGGUCCUCAGCCUCUUCAUCGCCCUCAUCACCGGCUCCUACGAGACCAUCAAGCACCAGUGCGAGGGCGAGACGCCCCUCUCCCAACUCCACGCCUUCAUCGCCCAAUGCAAAGACAGCCCCAAAUCGGGCAAAUUCCGUCGCGACAGCGGCGCCUCCUGCUCCGUCUUCUGCUGCUGCGAGCGUGCGGCUCUGUCGGACUCUUCGCUGAUGGUGAACUGAGGGGGACCCCUUCGGCAGCGCCAGGAGCACCCCCAGACCUUUUAACUUAUUAUAGCGUCUGCUUUUAAUGCCGGGGGGACCCCAAAAAAGCCGGGGGGGACCCGAAAGGAGCCGGGGGGGACCCGAAGGAGCUGGAGGGACCCCAAAAGAGCCGGCGGGACCCCGAAGGAGCCGGAGGGACCCCAAAGGAGACGGGGGGGACCCCAAAAGAGCUGGAGGGACCCCAAAGGAGCCGGGGGGACCCCGAAGGAGGGGGGGGACCCCGAAGAAGCCAGGGGGACCCCGAAGGAGCCGGAGGGACCCCAAAGGAGCCGGAGGGACCCCGAAGGAGCUGGGGGGACCCCGAAGGAGCUGGGGGGGCCCCAAGGAGCCGGGGGGGCAGCACCAUAGCCGCUGGAUCACUGCGUUCUUCUCGAUGGACCUUCGCUUCGCUGCUCCCCAUCCUGAACCGGAGCUGAGGGACCCCGCGGGGGCUCAGCGGGUCCCCCCCCACCCCCCAGACCCCAUUUGGGGGGCACUUGGAGUCCUGUGACACCCCCAAACCCCUUUUGGGGGGGCGCCCAGAGCCUUCUGACCCCAUAAAUCCCUUUUGGGGAACACCCAGAGCCCUGUGACCCCCAAACCCCUUUUGGGGGACACCCCCAGAGCCUUCUGACCCCAUAAAUCCCUUUUGGGGAACACCCAGAGCCCUGUGACCCCCAAACCCCUUUUGGGGGACACCCCCAGAGCCUUCUGAUCCCAUAAAUCCCUUUUGAGGGACACCCAGAGCCCUGUGACCCCCAAACCCCUUUUGGGUGACCCCCAGAGCCUUCUGACCCCAUAAACCCCUUUUAGGGGACACCCCCAGAGCCUUCUGACCCCCUAAAUCUCUUUUGGGGGACACCCAGAGCCCUGUGACCCCCCCGCCCCCAAAUCAUUUUGGGGGGUACCCAGAGCCUUCUAACCCCAUAAAUCCCUUUUGGGGGACACCCCCAGAGCCCUGUGACCCCAUAAAUGCCUUUUGGGGGGACCUGCAGUCCUUGGACCCCCCCAAACCCCUUUUAGGGGACACCCCCAGAGCCCCAUGACCCCAUAAAUCCCUUUUGGGGGACACCCCCAGAGCCCUGUGACCCCAUAAAUGCCUUUUGGGGGGACCCGCAGUCCUUGGACCCCCCCAAACCCCUUUUAGGGGACACCCCCAGAGCCCCAUAACCCCAUAAAUCCCUUUUGGGGGGACCCCCAAACCCCUGAGACUUCUCCCCAAGCCGAGUAGCCCAGUGGCCACCAAGGACUCGUCCCUGCCCUUAUCCCCUUUCAUCCAUGCACUGAGUUGGGACCGGGCUCAGCUCUUUGGGGUCCCCACUGUGGGGUUUCCACCCCCGUCUGGGGCUGAGGGGGUUUUGGGGUCCCAGUGGGUGUCCCCGGCACCCAAAAAGGCUCAAUUUAACCCCAAAUUGAGGUCGGGAGUGAUGGUUUUGCUCAUCUCACCCCUUUCAUUCAUGCACUGAGUUGGGACCGGGCUCAGCUCUUUGGGGUCCCCACUGUGGGGUUUCGCUCCCCCGUCUGGGGCUGAGGGGGUUUUGGGGUCCCAGUGGGUGUCGCCGACACCCAAAAAGGCCCAAUUUAACCCCAAAUUGAGGUCGGGAGUGAUGGUUUUGCUCAUUUCGCCCCUUUCAUUCAUGCACUGAGUUGGGACCGGGCUCAGCUCUUUGGGGUCCCCACUGUGGGGUUUCCUCCCCAGUCUGGGGCUGAGGGGGUUUUGGGGUCCCAGUGGGUGUCUCCGACACCCAAAAAGGCCCAAUUUAACCCCAAAUUGAGGUCGGGAGUGAUGGUUUUGCUCAUCUCUCCCCUUUCAUUCAUGCACUGAGUUGGGACCGGGCUCAGCUCUUUGGGGUCCCCACUGUGGGGUUUUCCUCCCCCGUCUGGGGCUGAGGGGGUUUUGGGGUCCCAGUGGGUCCCCUGAGAAGGAGAAUAAAGCGCUGUGGGGAGA